AUGAUUCUAUUUUAUAUCCUAUUAACAAUAGGUUAGGCUUCUUUUUAAGGUGAUCGAAUUAAUAAACAAGAAUUUGAGAAUCUUGUUAAUAGUGAUUAGGAUGUAAAAAUAAUUUGUGAAUAUAGUUAUUACUCUUAAUUAUUAAGGAUGAUGAAAUGAUUACAUUAUGGAAUGAAUUAUAUCAAUAACAUAGUGAUUCUAUCUUUAUGGGAUUUAUUGAUUGUAGAGAAGCACAUGAUUUAUGUUCUGAAUUGAAUAUAGAGAGCACACCUUAAUUAGUUUUUGUUGAUAAAGCAGCAAAAGCAUUAAUAUAUUUUGAUGGGGAAAUGAAUUCAGACUCAAUAUAAAAAUGGUUGAUUGGUGAUCAUGAUCAUUCUGAAGAAGAAUAUGAAAUCUAUAUAGAAGUUGAUUAACCAAAAAUCAAUGAAAAUAUUUAAUGGGUUACUGAUGUUGAGAAUGAUGAUAUUAAUGUAGAUGAUAAUGAUUAGAAUAAUAAUAAAGAGUUAUUUGAAAUUGAUUAUCAUAAUGAUUAUCAUUCAGAUAAUCUUGAAAAAAUAAAAUAUGAAGAAUUACAAUAAUUAAUCUUACUUAAUGAAUAACUCUCAUAUAAAGCUGAUAAGUUUAAAAGAGAAAUUGAUUUAAUGAAACAUUAAACUAAUAUGCUCAAUACAUCAUUUAUGAUUGAAUUAAAUAGAUAAGAAACUUCUAUAAAUUUUACAAUAUAUCUCUAUUCAUCAGGCAUGAUAGCAUUAAUAUGUGUUCUAAUUACUUGGAAGAAAAUAAAUGUUCUUAAAAAGAAAUAGUCAAUUCUAGUGUAAUGA
Molecule: messenger RNA, 821 nt
Organism: Paramecium sonneborni
Lineage: Eukaryota; Ciliophora; Oligohymenophorea; Peniculida; Parameciidae
Source: the annotation of a GenBank genome assembly